AUGGCCUCAACAGACGACCUAAAAGCCCACGCGGCCUCCACCCAAGACUUUUACGCCCUCCUUGACAUCUCCCCGGCCACCGCGGAGAACGAAAUCCGACGCGCCUACCGCCGCACCGCCCUAAAAUACCACCCGGACAAGAUCGCAAACCCGACCCCCGCGGACAUCGACAAGUUCCAUCUCCUCCAGAUCGCGUACGAUGUCCUCUCGGAGCCCUCGAUCCGGCAACUCUACGAUAAUGCGCGGGAGGCGCGGCAGCGCAAGCAGCGCGAGCGGGACAUGAUGGAUGCCGCGAAGAGGAAGAUGAAGGAGGAUUUGGAGGCGAGAGAGCGGGCAGGCGCGAGCGGGGUGGGGGCGCAGAGGGGCGUGAAGAGGUCCUUUGGGAUGGCGGGGGCGGGGGUGGUUGAUGAUGAUGAUGCGGAGGAGAAGCUGCAGCGCGAGGUUGAUCGGAUAGCGGAGGAUGGGCGACGGAGGCGACGGGAGGUGGAGGAGAUGUUGAAGCGAGAGGCGGAGGAUGAGGAGAGGGUGAUGCGUGAGGAGGAAGAGGCUGCGCAGAGGGCGAAAGAUAGGAGCAGUGAGCGGGUCGAUCGGUCGCAGGAAGGCGGCGCGAAUGUGCCGGAGUUGGAACGCGGCGUGAAAGCGCGUUGGGUCCGUGAGGGAGCAGGCCUAGAUCUUGACAAGGAGGGCCUGACAUCUCUGUUCGCUUCGUUCGGAAAGAUCGAGAAUGUCCUCAUGCUCAAGGAUAAGCGACAGCGUCUUGGAGAGAAGCGGGAAAAGAGGACCGUCGCGACGGGUGUGGUGAUAUUCGCGUCAAUCGUCAGCGCACAUGCGGCCGUGUUGGACAGUGAGAAGAAGAAACGUGAAAGUUUCGACCAGUCUGAUAGCAUCUGGACCUUCGUCGACUCGGUCAACUGGGCCUCUGGCAACCAGCCGGAUCUAGGCACGAACGAGGACAAACACUCUUCCUCUGACUCAAAGCAAAACGGAGCGCCUCCUUCUAAACCAACGUCUGCAAAUGCGCCUCCCAACCCCAGCUUCAAUUUCCCAGGACUCAACACCAAUGGCGCCGCAAAGAAACCCGGGAAACCGUCGUUUUCUUCCUUCUCUACGGCAGCGGCCAACACGGCAAAAUCGGCACCCAGUUCUACUUCUCAAACCAACGGACAAAAUACCCCUAGUCUCGAAGAGGUGACAUUGAUGCGACUGAAGACGGCGCAACGUGAGAAGGAACGAAAGGCACUCGAGGAGCAACUCAGAAAAGAAGAUGAGGCCGCAGAGGCAGCAGAGGCAGCGGCUGCCGAAGGUCGGAGUUGA
Molecule: messenger RNA, 1314 nt
Organism: Aspergillus affinis
Lineage: Eukaryota; Fungi; Ascomycota; Eurotiomycetes; Eurotiales; Aspergillaceae
Product: putative cell cycle control protein (Cwf23)
Exons: 1
Coding region: 1-1314 (437 amino acids)
Biological process (GO): spliceosomal complex disassembly
Cellular component (GO): spliceosomal complex
Molecular function (GO): nucleic acid binding
Source: RefSeq, a predicted model, not a curated record